AUGAGCUUGGAAACGUCUGAUUCGCUGAGGCAACAGUUCCAGUUAAUACAGGAACAGCAACAGAAGAAACUUCUUGCCAGGAAACAACGGAAAGCAAAGAAUAAUGAGAAAACAGGGCAAGAAGAUGCAAGCUCAAUGACAGACACCUUUUGGGGUCAUGACGGACAAACUGACAAUUUAGAUUUAAAGGUUUGCAAGAUCUAUAUCUAUAUAUCUAUAUAUAUAUAUAUAUAUGUAGUAUUUUAUUUAUAUAUAAUUUAUAUAAAAACACUGUAUUUCUAGUUUGAUCACAUAUUUACAUUAUGCUACGACAACAUAACAGCAACAACUUUAACAGUGUGGCAGCGCGUCAGACUCGUAAUCCGGCGGUCCCGCUGGGUUCGAUUACUUGCUGGAUUUGUUUGUGGUUGUCCCGAGUUCAAGUCCUCGGCCACGCUUGUAAAUAACCAACUUGUUGCCUCCUUCCAGUUGGGGUUUUUAAUCCAUUUAUGUUGUAUUUGAAUUAUUCGUUCUUUAAGUAUUUGAGAGGAGUGCCUGUAAACUAGCUGCAUAAGCUAAGUGCACUUUCCAGUAUAAAACAGCCUAAUUAAACCUUUUUAACAUUUAAUCAUAACUAUAACAAAAUUCUCAAAUCUGAUUGGUUCUCAACUGCCCUGAUUUCAGCCUUAAUAGGACAAUUUAAUAGGACAGUACGCAUCAUGCCUACGUAAUUGGACAGUACGCGCCAUCAUGCGCGCGCUUAAACGGCUUUUUUUUUUCAUUGCUAGCGAAAAAAUCUUGGAAUUUCUUGUGUUUUGAUUUGAAAAGAGCCCUAUAUGUCACAAAUUUUGUUAAAGUUAUGAUUAAUUGGUAACAGAACUUCCUGUCGUCCAAUUCAGUCUGUAAUCAUACUCAUGAUUAAACAAAUCGGACUCUCACUACGCAGUCGUCUGAUUUUGUUAAUCACUCGCAUGAUUGCAGUCCGAAUUGGACUCCACUCAGUCCUGUUACCAUUACUUAUUACUUGCUAGUUACUAAUUAGAUACCUUAAGAUACCAGGAUGAGAACAACUGGGAGUACGAGAUUUAACUUAAAGUUUUUUUUGCAUAUUCUCAAAAAAUAGACACCCCAGAAAGCUCCAUUGUACUUUUUUUUCCCAUAAGGCCAUCCCUAUAAAAUGUUUCGUUUCCCAUUGCCCUCCCUCUUGUGAAAGUGGGUCGGUCGCUGGGAAAAAAAAGAAAAGAAUGAACACAUGAUUGCAUAUUAAAUCUCAUGUUUAGUCUGCAAGAUAUAAUCAGAUGGUAAAAGAUGUAUAUUGAGAGGACUAUCAAAUGUCUAAAAAGGCUACAAAAAUGAAGUAUUGAUGAUAAUUUAAGACAAUUGAUGUUAAUGAGACAAGAUCGUGUGCUUGUAAAUUAAAGUACUUGCUUCUUUACAAGUGAUUCUGGAAUUUUUUUUUAAAUUUUACUUUUCCAAACAAAUGGGUCGGUCGGGCGAUGGGAACAAAACAUUUUAUGGGGAUGGCCUUAGAAAAGAUAGCACUGUUAUCUAUAUUGAAGGAGCUUAAGCCCUCUCUUGAUCACAAAAUGAUAAAACUUCUAACAUUUUAUAGCUCACUUUUGCCACUACGACAUUCUCGCUAAAACUUGUAGUACGGAAUAAGAACAGCUAUAAAGUUUUCCCGCCAAAAUGAUGCUGGCUCAUGUGCGCGCACUACCCAGUAUUGAGAAAAAAUCAUCCUCAUAGUCGUACUCAUCUUAGAAUCUAAAGGUCUCUACUUAGUUGUGCUUUAAGACUCCUGACCAGGGAGUAGUACAUUAUUACUAUUAGAAAGCUAGCAUGUACUUUUAAAAUACCCAAUAGGCAAGGGUUGAGGAAAGUCAUCCUCCAACAAAAUCGUUAAGUAAGACUUGAAAGCAAGAAAUUGCUCUGGGCAGGCAAAAUUUGAGAGCUGGAAUUCAUUUUUUUUUCAAGCCCUGAACACACAAGCACAUAAACAGUUUGUUAAGGUUGAAGUGUAAAAUAUAACUUCUCAUUAUCUCAUUUUGCGUUGCUUUUCUACAUUGGAUGACACAUCAUCAUCAUCUCGAUUAGGUUGGUAAAAGCCAUCAAUUGGGCAAGACACCAACCACUUACAAAUAUAAAUUAAAAAGUAAAAAUUACAUGCAACAAUUAGUGUUCAGAAUAAAAAAUUAAAAAAAUCAACAAAGGUAGUUCUUAAAUUCUUCAGUUAACAAAAUUCCAUAAGAGUCAGCAAUAUAUUUACAUAUUGCACAUGUACUCAAAUGGUGCAUAUUAAUGUAUUUCAUUUUUCUGGUCACUUAUUUACAUGUCUGGUCAAAAUGAGAUUUGUCCGGACAUUGUCCAGUGCUUGGCUGAUAUUUUGAGCCCUGCAGGUGGUGUAUGAAAUGCUAUAAGAAAAGGCAAAUAAAGCACCAUAUGUGAAAUUACUGCCAACAAAGCCAUGUCAAUUUUUAUGGUCUCACCAUCACAUGAUUUCAUCCACAGACUCAAAAGUUGUGGAACCAUUUUACCAGACUCUGUAAGGGUUAAAAGAUGUUGAGUUCAGACUUUCUUUAAACCCCGAAAGGAAAAAAUCUUGACAUUCUGAACCUAGAGCUGGGAAAAGUAGUGAGUAGUGAGAUGUCCCCAAUUUCCUAGUAGGAAGACUUCCAGUGGGGAUUAGGGCUAUUUGAAGUCCCAUAUCUUUAAAAGUGGAGCAGUGAAAAUCCCAAAGACAUGGUUGAAGAAUGUAAACAGUACUGCGAGUUGGCAAUUCACAUAUUGACUAAAUUAACUCAAAUGUGACCACUAGGUAUUAGAUUGAGUUUGCUAUAUUAAAUUGUAAUGAACCCUAGAGAUGCCUGCAAAAAUUGUAUGGAGUUUGACUUUUUGAGAAAGCAUGAGAAAUCAGUUGUCAACUUCUGAGAGCGUGAGAUAGGUUGUGUAGUCAUGAGACUCAGGAUAAAGUCAUGAAACUAAUGUACCCCUUUUGAUGUCAGCUCUCUGCGAAAGUACAAUUAUAAUUGUAGGGAGUCCUUUGUUAAUUGAUGCAGGAUUCAAAGUCAAACAAAUAAUUUUAUAGUAGUACUGUGUCCAUUACAGAUUAAUUUAUUAAUCACCUUUUUGUUCUUUUAAAUACCCAGCUUGAUACUGCUGUUGCAAAUGGUGGAGAUCUUUUUAUGCAAAAAGAAGUAGAAGAGCUUAAGGAUGCUAUCCGGGUCAUUUAUUUUAUAAUUAUGUUGUUUGUCAAAUACACGUAUAUAAGUCAUGAACCAGGGCUUCUGAUACAAUGCAAUGGUGUGAAUUUGUUUGUACAACACGUGUAGGAUCUACACGUACAGUUUGUACAUCUAACUGAAGGCUGUGCUCUAAGAAAAAUUUUUUGAAGGGAGCCCAGUGCUCUGAACUUGUGAAAUCCAGUGUGCACAGCAUAUGAUUUCUAUGAAAAAGCUAAGAUUUUCUAGUCGCCCAAGAACAAAAGUUAGGCGCCAUGGGCCAUCGGACUCUGCUAGAGCACAGCCUUGUAUCUCAAAUCACAUCUAAUAGCAUGAUCCACAACAAAUUGAAUGCGACAUGUAAUUUAAGGUUACUUUGCUUUGGAAAACAUGUGCAUGUAGAUCUUCUGAAAGUUCUAAAGUUGUUGUCAAACUAAAAAUUAAAAUUAUUUAAAUUUUUACGGUGUUUUUGACUUUUUUACAAUUGUUAUUUUAAAAAAACAGGUAUUAAAAGAUGAAAAUGGUCGACUUUAUAAGCUUCUUGGGGAAAGGGAUGAGGAGAUGAGGAUUUUGAGGAAAGCAAGAGAUGAGGAGAAGAGAGCUUUGGCUGGUGAGAACCUUUUUGUAGCUGUUGUGUAAUGUAUUUAGUGUAGUUGGGUCAUAAAAAAGCUGCUGGGAACUCUUAAUGUUAACAAUUUGGUCAAAUAUAGCUGUACAUUGUAAAGAGUCGGGGACGUAGUCCCCGGUGUGGUGGUCUACAUGUAUCUCUCAUGGGGGGAGGGACUGUUACGGGCCCGCAGUAAUUGACGUCAUGCUGUUGCGGUGACCCUGCCAAGAGUUGGCGAAUCUAAUAAAAUAAAAUAAAAUAGGUGUGGUUCUACAAGGGCUCUAAAUUCAGGGCUGUCAUUAAGAGCUGGGGCGGGGAUUUUCCCUGGCUACUAUGAACAUGGGCCCCGGCUACAUUCAUAUUAAAAUAGAAGAAAAAUAAAACCAAAAGAAAUCCCUAGCUGUUUGAUUCCCCGUCUGCUUGUUGUGUUUACUGGCAACUUGAAAUCUUAGUAAAAUCCCUGAAAUUACAAUACAUUAAAUUUUUCCCAUGAUAAAUGGUACAGAUUUUGAUACGAGGGCUACAACACAAUUCAUGAUACAAAAUGGGUACAGCAGCCCUAAACUUUUUCUACCUGCAAAACUUUGAAUUGAGCCAAAAUAUUGCCAAACUUUUAACAAUGUUAGAGGCUGUUUUAUAUAAUUAAUUUUGUGAAAUGUAGGGCAUAAUAACUCAAAAAGGCUACAGGGCAUGGUUGGCAUAUUCAGAAAGAACAAGAUAAAAAAGCCCCUUCGCCAAAAAUGAGCCUGUUGGUGUAAAUUGGUGGGGAGAUAUAAGCACCAUAAUGCUCCUAAUGAAUCCAGGGAAAUCCUUCUAAAAUUGGUUUGGAUCGUAACAAACUUAAUGAUCCAGGCUUAUUUUUACAGUAGAAAAAUUUACCAUGUAUUUGGAGUCAUUGGAUAAUAACAGUGUUUAUGUCUCCCCACAAAUUGCAUUUUUCGUCUUGUUUUUUCCGGAAAUACCAUACCCUAUCCUAUAAUUUGAAUUCACAAAUUUUGUUUAGAGAGCUGUGCAUUUUAACAAUUUACAUCACACUGUUGUUUGAUUGUUACAGUAUGUUGCUAUAAUAGUGUACAUGAGUUUAUAUUUUUUACUUUUAUGAUUGUAUAGGCACUGGGGUGGCUGCUGAUACCGCUGCUGGUAGGAUCAUGGAACUGUCCAAGAAAAAUAGGGAACUAUCAGCAGACCUGGAGAGUGAGCGGAAUAAAGUGCGUCAACUGACAAAGAAAGCAAGUUACAUGGAGAGAGAGGUACCAACAAUGACGUUAAACCCGCUUCAGGCCCCUUUCACAUGUACGUUGCAUGUGGAGAAAACCUUUCCUGGGUAGAGGGAAGGAUCAGUCGCCUACCUUUUCUACCCUGUAGCAGCCAAUUUUUCCUGAAAUUUCCUUACAAAACUUAGUGGAACCUCUACAUGACAAACAAAAAGUUGGCUUAGCUCAGGCGUAGUUAAUAGAUUGGAAUGGUUAUGAAACCUGUCAGACUCCUCUGUUAUAUGUUUUUCUGGACCUGACAGUGCACAACGUUCAAUAGCAUUCCUAACACUUUGAUCUUAUUAGUCAAUAAACACGUCCCAUUAAUUUAUUCCCUCACAAUUUGCCAACAGAAAACAAAGGAUUGUGCACCUUUAGGGAGCUUCCAACAUAGAACUGCAGCACCGUGACCGGUGUUUUUAUAUUUGAUGUUUGUUUUCUUUCAUAACCAGUCUCCUCUAAUAACUAUGGCUCAGGUCACCCUCUUUAGAUGGUACAGCCUGUAGGGUCACCCUUCUAGUCAGGCCAACUUUUCUCCAUACCCCAGCUGGGUCAACUCUUUCAGGGCACAAGACGAUCAGAUCAUGCAUGAGUGCUGUUGGCUCAGGCAAAGGAGUUGACUUCUUCUCAAGCUUUUCUCAAGUAAAAGUUGACCUGGCUGGGAGGAUGACCCUCUUUUCUGAGAACUUUUCUUUUUAAUUAUAAACAGGGCCUUAUAACAGUGUUCACGUAUAUGUAAUCUUUCCUGUAGAUUGUGUACAUGUAAUGUACAUGUAGCACUCUCGUGGGUUAAAAUAUUAUCCAUGUACGUUGUAUGAAAUUUAUUUAAUAUUCGUAAUAGAGUGUGGUUGAGUUUCUAGUCUUGAUAUCAUAGCUGACGUAUUACUCCUUAAUUUUGGCGCGAAAUUUCAUCGUUAGAGUACGACGAAGUUUUAAAACUAUGCAUGCUCUAGAAAACCUAAACACACGAAAGAGCAAAUCAAGGAGCAUUCUAACAGUUGUUUUCUCACAAAUUCUGAAAAAUCUGAACUUAAGCCAAAUUUAAGCUCUAUAAAACUUCUGAGAGAGUGGAGUUCUCGAUCGAUACGAUCGAGGAUAAACAUGUCAACAAUCCACGAUUGCGAACGUAAUUCGUCACCCAUGAUAUUUAAUAAUAGGUAAUCAAAUGGUAUACUCGUGAAAUUGGCGAAUAAUUUCACCUGCGUUGUGUUCAAGUCGUAAUAAUUUGAUUAUUUCCCUCCCCUGCCUAAAGGCUCGGAGGCUUCGGAAAUAAAUUUUGGACAAAACGCGGAUGAAAUUAUUCCCUUGUUCCACUUGUCACCAUUUGAUUACACAUACUUAUUAUACAUGUAUUAAGCAUCAAACAAAAUUAAUAAUAUUACAACUGCUAUUGUUUGCGUCUUCAGUUGAUGUCUUCAGGUAACACAAAACAGGCUGUUGCUGAGCAGAAGUCAAAAUCAGAUACAGACAGGGUAAUACUUAUUGUUAAUUGGUUCAUAAUACUUAUGUCCCUUAUAAUAAUAAUGGAUUGUUGCACUAAACAAUCAUGGUAGUUAAAUAGCUAGAAGUGUGAGUGAUUUUGCUGUGCCUUGAAAGCAUUCCAUGUGGAGCGUUGAAGUGAAACAGUAGAGUAUAAACACACCUUUCAAGACAAGCAAAUAGAUCAUAGGAGGAGGCAGUGUGGCCGCAUGGUCUGCGUGUCGAACACAUUGGUCUGGUCCCGGGAAUCGAACCCGCGACUUCACGUUUUGCAGUCAAGCGCUCCACUGACUGAACUUGUCCUAACGCGGUAACUUUGAAGAUGCAGUAAGUUUAAUACCCGGCUUCACUAAUUUAUAAGCCUGCUUAAGUUUUCUUUAGUUAGCCUAUAUCCUUGUGCACAUUAUUUUUAUAAGGUGUUCAGGAGAAAGCAACCAAAUGAAGAUGUUGAUUUUUUUUUUUUCAGGACAGCUCUGAAGUCACUGCCCUGCAAGAUAAACUGAGUCAAUCAAACAAUAAAUUGGCAGAGUUUAGAAAUCAGUGUGAGAAGCUUAAGAAAGACUUAAAAGUUGCACACAAGGUAUUGUUAAAACAUGUCACGGCAAUUUAUAUCUUAUUGCAGUGUUAGGUAUGGUGGCCGCACAGUUGUCACCUCAAGCCGGUUCUGAUUUGGCGGCCUGUGUUGAAGCCUUGCCGUCGUGUCAUUUCCUUAGAUAAGAACCUGGGAAGACCAGGAGAUGCAGUCCUUGGUGAUUUGGUCUAUUUCUCAUGGGUGAAGGGGACUGUUACGGGCCGCAGUAUCUGGCUUCAUGCUUUUCUGGCGGCUCGUGUUCAAGCCUUACCAUCGUGUCGUUUGCUUAGAUAAGAACCCUAUCAGCUUUAAAAAAAGACUGGGGAAUGUAGACCCUGGUGAUGUUUCUACAUGUAUCUCUCAUGGGUGAAGGGGACUGUUACGGGCCGCAGUAUCUGGCUUCACGCUUUUCUGGCGACCCGUGUUUAAGCCUUGCCAUCGUGUCGUUUCCUUAGAUAAGAACCCAAUCAGCUGUUUAAGAGGAAUAGGAGAUGCAGACCUUGUUUUUACUCAGGCAGCCAAACGUAGUGUUUGUCAACAACAUGGACAAAAUCGGAUCAUUCGGAGCUAGACUAAAGAGUGGACGAUAUUCGAUCUGCAUAAUUCUUCACAUCUUACUCAGCCUCAUUCAAUAAUUGCUAAUUAUACUACGGGCUGUUACCCUGGAACCAAUUAGCCUCGCUGCUGGGGAGGAGUACUGUUAAAGCUAAGACAUUUUUUACUGGUGGACGUUAACCGGGAGUGGACUUCUUGCUUUGAUUCUUAUGCCGUGUUUUUGCCCAAUUAUUCGGGAAAAUCAGCUCUUAAAAGACGCUUGGCGAUACAAAUCUGGUAGCGUCAAAGUAUGUUAAAAGGGAACUGAAAAACCUCACUCAAAAACGGUCUGUCUUUACCUUUAUUUACCUUAUUCCGUUUCAACUCACUUUUCCUUUAUAACAUUUUGAGGGGCAUCCGUUUUUGGGCAUUAAACAGCACCUAUGGUUGACCUAUUCACAUAUCAAUUGCCACUAACCACACCGGCUUAAAUUGAUUUUAUUUUUAGGUACUUGCAAAGGAAGUUGGAGAUGGAUUCAACAUUACUUCACUGUUGAAUGAUUCAAGUGGCUGGACAUUUUUUACUGGCGGAAGUUAACCGGGAGUGGACUUCUUGCAUUGAUUCUUACGCCGUGUUUUUGCCCAAUUAUUCGGGAAAAUCGUCACUUACAUGACUGUUGGCGAUACGAACCUGGUGGCGUCAAGGUAUAUUAAAAGGGAAACGAAAACCUCACCCAAAAACGGUCUGUCUUUGCCUUUUUUUACCGUAUUCCGUUUCAACUCACUUUUUCUGUAGAACAUUUUUGAGGGGCAUCCGUUUUUGGGCAUUAAAACGGCACUUUUGAUUGACCCAUUCACAUCUCAAUUGCCAGUAACCACCCCGGGCAAGUGGCUUAAAUUGAUUUUAUUUUUAGGUACUGGCAAAGGAAGUUGGAGAUGGAUUCAACAUUACUUCAUUGUUAAAUGAUUCAAGUGGCUGGAGAGGAAGACAACAGCAGAUCACAUCUUUGCAGAAUAAGGUAUAAGCCGUGAAAUGAUUAAAUGCCUCUAGACCACAGCUUCUGUACAUGUAGCUAAAUAGCUGGUUCAGUGAAGCUUGCUUUGGGCAUUAGGAAUUACUCACCGGUAAGCUACGUGUAUCAGAGAGCUUUAGAUUUGAGGACGAGGACGAGAUUUAACUAAAGUUUCUGUGCGUGUUCUAAAAAAAACUUCAUUUUAUUUUCUUUUUCACCAAAAAAGUUAAUACGGUUAUUUAUACUGAAGGAGGUUAAGCCCUCUCCCGAUGGCAAAAUGAUAAGACUUCUUACAUUUGAUAACUUGUUCCCGCUACUACGACAUUCUUGCUAAAAACUCGUAGUAGAAUGACGACGGCUAUCACGUUUUCCCGCCAAAAUGACUCGUAGUCGUCCUCGUCUUAGGGAGCUUUCCAUUUGUCAGAACUGACUGGCCAGCCCAUUGCCAUCGUAAUGAGAAUUUCAUUUUUAAUCAAAACUAACCAUCCAGAUCUGUCAAAUCCUAAAUAUUUCGUUUUUCAAAGGGAAUGGAUUUUUCCAAGUCAAAACCUCUUGGAAAAAGCCCAUUUCAGAGAAAAAAAAACAUGCCUAUUCUGGAUUGAAACCAUGGUCCGGCCGGCCAGUUCUGACUUUUCGAUUCUUUGCCGUCACUGCACGGAUCUUGAAAAUGCUUUACGGUAUUACAUUUUGUGGCUAAACACAAGGAACAACUUGGUCACGGUCUUAAUAAUUCACGCCCAGGAGAAUUUGGACACAUUUUUUCUUUUUUUGUGACAUUUUUGCUGUCGCCGCCUGUCUUUAACCUUUAAUUUCCUCAUUUUGUAAGAUCCAUAUGAUCAUUGGUUUCUUAAAUGGACUAUUACUUGAUGUACUUGCUGUUUCGUACUGAACCACUGAUGUACUUUUAAAUUUCAGUUAUAAGUUUUGAAAUCCUUCCGUCUAUUUCAAUAAUUCUUACUUCUUAAAUUGUUCCAAUGAGGGACAAAAAUGUUGAGACACUUCUUUAAAAUGGCCCCUUUUUUGCAUGGUGGACAUACCUAUCCCGCCCCCUAAAUCAAUGUUUUAGUUUUGACCCUCAAGUCUUUCUUUUACUACAAACAACGUUGAUUCGGGGUUGAGGGGAUUUACGGCGUUUAACAGAACGAAAAAACAAAAAAAUGAAAUUGUUGAUGAAAGCACGCGUUUCAGGCAAGUAUGUCAACUACUUUCGUUCCUGAUUGUAGGUAACAGAGCUAAAAAGCCAGUUAGGACAGGUUGCUCGAAGCAGUUCAGCCACAUCUAACAACAUUCUCUUGAGGUCAGCGAUGAUGUCACCCUCAUCAGCGCCGUCCCAGUAUGAUGAAAAACAUCGCUCGGUACUGAAGAAAAUUGAAAAGGAUCGCAAGGAAGCGCAGGAGGUGAGAAGACAAUGUCAGGGACUACAAGAUCUAACGACGCGGACGGCAACAAGAACGACAAAAAAACGAAAUGUUUAAUAAGCAAAACCACAACUUUGCACGUACAUCACGCUUUCUUGUACAUUUCUUUCCUGUUUUUGCACGACUUCGACGUGAAAAUGCCUAAUUUCGCGUUUUAACGAGGACGUAAACAAGCAACGACGAAAUUUAAUUUCUCUUCCUGAGCUUGAAUAUGGUCACUUCUGUUGAAAUUCAACUUUAGGAGAGUUCGCCUACAUUUGACAAAGUAAUUGGGUAGGAAUAAUCGCUGGAAAGACCAAAAGAACGAAAAUUUGUUUUUUAAACGACGUUCUCGUUGCCGUCGCGUCGUUGGAUCUUAAAGUCCCUAUUGUGAACGAUUUAAAGCGGCUCGGUGUUACCGCUGUACAGUUGGCUUAGUUAAUAUUGCUAAUUACGCUUCCUUAUACGCCAUGAAACUUAACGUUAGCAAAGAGGUUAAUUGUAUAUGACAAAUGCACAGCUUCUUUUCCAACAAAUUUACCUCCCGAGAAUAUUAUAACACGUUAAAAACUACAAAAGUGAACUUUGAAAAACUAUUAGGCUAACAAGUUUUAAAAAAUCAACAAUAUAUGCACCGUAAUUUUUAGGGAGUUAUUAUAACUCCAAAAAUGGAGUGAAAAUUUUAGGUACAGGAUAACCCCUUUUUGGGUGUUACUUUGACUCCUAAUUUAACUCCGAAUUUGGGGUCAUUUUACUCCUGAAAAAGAGUUCUUUUUACUCCCAGUCUGGAGAUAAAAUCACUCCGAAAUGGGGUUAUUUUUACCCCUUACAUGGGUUGUUUCUACUCUUUUUGGAGUUAAUUUAACUCUGAAAGUGGGGUAAAACUUUUAGGUUGAGGAUUAACUCCUUUUGGGGGGUUAUUUUAACUCCUCAAUAUCUGGGGUCACUUUUACUCCUGAAAAAGAGUUCUUUAAACUCCUUUUUGGAGUUAAAAUAACUCCCCAAAAAAUAACUCCACUGUGAGGAGUUAAAUUAGCCCCACUAGAGGAGUUAUUAUAACUCCUUGAAAAUUACUGUGUGCAAUCCGUUUUUAUCUUCCUCAAGUUUGUCCACCCGCGCCUCCUUUUGUAUUUUCUGUGUUAUUUAUACCUUCUUUUAAUGUUUUGAGCGGUUAUUUUUGUGUUUCACUCAGUUUGGUGGCAGUUCCUACUGUUAGAAUUUUUGAUAAAAUUCAUGACACAGCUCCUUUAACUUCCUUCACGUUGAUCGAAAUAUUUGUAUCGGUUCCGCUACACGUUCGACUACUGUCACUGAUAAGUGACUUUCUUUAGCGUGGUUGAUAAAUGGCUGUAUUGUGGUUACAGGGCCAUGUUUCGAAAGCAGAGGUGUCGAAGCAUGACUGUCACUGCUAGCUUGCACAAUUAUAGAAAGAGCACUUCACCAAUCAGUAACACGUGAAUUUACUUCAGGCCCAAGCCGGUUUAAAAGGUGGAUGGCGUUAUCCACCGGAUAGAUCUAUAGCUCAAUUAGUUUUUUUAAUACUUAUCCAAUGGAUAGUGAUUUAUUGAUCCGGUGGAUAGCGCUAUCCAGCUUUUGAACAACUGGGGCCAGACCACGCGUAGAUGUAGUUUGAGGCAAAGCACAAAUAACCCAAGACUUGAACAGGAUUUAGUUCUAAACAGUAGUUCCUAGAUUUGAUACAUUGAUGCUUGCAUGCAGUAGGACUGUUGAACAACUAGCGAAAUUUCUUUGCUUUUACACGCCAUUGUGUGUAUAUUUUAUGGGCAAAGUGGGUAAUUUAACUCCAUACCCCAGUUGUUCAAAGGCUGGAUAGUAUAAUCCACCCUAUAAAUCACUAUCCAGUGGAUAAGAAUUAGGGAAACCAAUUGCACUUAUCCUCUAAACAGAGAUUUACCACCCUUUGUUCUGCUGGGGCCAGGUGUUCUACCCCUAAACUACCAUGAACACUAACAGUACCUAAACUGGCAACAGUACUUAUAAGUACAAACACGAGGCCGACGGUGCUCUCAUUUUACCUCCUUCUCUCCAAUAGAGCUCCGUUUUACGAGUAUUAAAGGUACUAAAGCUACACGGAACAUCGUGCUCAGUAUCUCCCUCACAGAAGGUCGCUGUACACUAACUGGCUGUGCUUGUCCUUGCUCUUGCGCACAUUAACAUCUGGAUAUAUAUCCAUGAACCUGUAAACGUUACUGUAACUGGAGACUCUGCAAGUCAGAAAAAGCAAAUGUAACAUGAUAAACUGCCAUCUGCUAAAAAGAUGUCCAAUUAGACAUAAAAUCCUUUACUUUGGAACUAUUUUUUGCUAGUGUCAGCGUUGAAUUUGAAGUCUUUCUUUUAGUAACGUGCUUAACGUGAUUAUUGUCUUAGUGACUAACUUUCUGUUGUUUAUUGUUUUCGUUAGAAAACACAAGCGGAGUUCGAGAACCUGGAUCGAGAACACACCAAACUACAACAAAAACACGACGCCGCCAAGGCACGCAACAAGGUGCUGGCCAGUGAAUUGAAGGGGCUGAAGGCUCAAGUACAGACGCUAUUGGAAAAAGGCGCUCAUGACGAUGAGCUCAUUGCUGCACUCAUGGUGAGGAUACCAUAAACUGCUGCUGCUUAUAAGCCCCCACGCUUCUAUUCCCUCUUCCCCUCCCCCCUCCCCCCCACACAAACUUUAGCCCUUCAGUUAUAGACUCAUCUUCAUGCACCUGUAAACAAAACAAAACAAAAUACAUCCGACUAAACCCCUUCCCGGAAAAAUAAGCCCCCCUUCCGCUUCGUCUUUCUAAGAUUACCACCUCAAUAAAACGUCGCAUUAGGACGUUUCACGUCGAAGUAGUGCAGUGGACGUCAAAGAAAUGUACUAAAAAGCGUCGCUGUUGUUUUCCUCAUAAAACCAAUUCUGUUUUGACGUGGUGGUCGUCGUCGUUGCGUAAGCUCACUAUUUAUAAAGUCUUGUGACAUUUCUUCCAGAGAGAGCAACAACAACUUAAAAAUCAGGCUGCUAGCAGAAAGGCAACCACCCCACCGCCACCCCCUAAGGGAACGUCCCAGGACAAGGCGCAGAUGGAACAUCUAAAGCAAGUGUGCCAAGAAAGGGACCUACGAAUACAGCAGUUGGAGAAAGAACUGGGUCACGCAAGGCUUGAACUUAAAAACACUACAGAAAAAUACAAAGAAUUAUCUGAGCGCGAGACUAAAUCUGUGGCUUGCUGCACUGAAGAUUUACCAACGAACGAGGAAAGAGUAGAACAGAAUGGACCUAGUUACAGUUUUACUGGUGUUAAUACUCAAGGUGCAAGAACUGUGCCAGGUUACGGUUUUGUUAAUAGUUCUGUAGAAGGUCCAUUGCUUAAGGGACCUUACCCACAGGGUUCUGAGGACUUAGGGGCUCAAAACAAUGGUUUCAUAUCGUCAAGGAAAUAUGUGCCCCCUGAAGGACCAAGUAGAAACCAAGUUGGAUCCGUGCCAGGUAGUCCGGCCAGGCGGCAUGUGAUGUCCAGGGGAAGUGUGCAAGGUACAUCGGGGAGGAGAUCUGCACAGGGAUACCAGCUCCCUCCUACACCACCCAGUGGUGGUCGUGGAAGCAGAGGUCGCAGGAAUAGUGCAGGAGGCAGGUACGUAUGAAUGUUAUUCCUCGUGGUGGAGAAUUUGCCAAAAGAAAAUCGCGUGUGGAUAUGGUGAAUUUGACCGACUAAUCCCUCCUUCCUUUUCCCUCUCUUUUUCUCCCCUUUGACGCCUGCCACCCUGGCUAAACAAGAAAAGAUUUGCCUGCGUUGCAGCCAGACCUGUCACUAGCCCGAGACCCCUCCACCUGUCACUAGCUCCCCCUCUGCCCCUCAUCCCGUUUCCAUACAAAAGUCUCUGUAUUGUGAAAAUUUUGCGAAUUUGCUGAACCAUAUCUUUCCUAGUUUUACAUUUCACUAUUUCUAUAUAUCACUAUAAAUCUUGGCAACUUUACUGACUUUAAGAGGCUCUCUCCAGGAGUGUUGAUGUUUGUUCGCUGGAAAAAAUAGACUAAUGGAAGAGUUCUCUGCUAAGACAAACGUAAUCAGGCUAUCAAGACACACGGCUUUAGUGUAAAACCAUGGACUGGUUUUUUGUUUUUUUCAUUUGUUAACAGCGACGAAGUUCAGUUGUUAAGAUCCCAAGUACAGGAGAGUAAGUCUUUAUGCCAGGCAGCUGAAGUUGAGAGAGAUCGGCUGUUAGAACUAGUGUCGCUUCUACAGAAAAGGUAAGAUCUCCAUAGUAAAUCGUCUGGUGCGCUGGUGUUUGUAUAUUUGUUUGCGGCUGACAAUAAUGUUAACAGGCUGCCUGUUGGGAAAAGGGCGAGACAGCUACGCUUUAAUGGCCAGUUUAGAUUUCUGCUUGUGCAUGGGUCUUGUGUCGAAUUUCACAAUGAGACUGCUUUUGGGACGCGAUCACUUCUUUCGUUAGCUAUUGCGAAGUUGCAUAGGAAAAAUGGGGCCAACUUCGUCCCCUAAAACAGUGUCAUGGUGCAAUUCGAUAGAACACCGACAUAGUCUCAAGCGCAGUCUCAGAAUAAACUCCUGCCACCACCAUAUUGGAAAACGAGAGGACUUUGAGGAAGAGGUUGACCCAGUCAACCAAGCUGAACUUGAAAGAAUUAGUCAUUCACCAUUCCAGAUACUAUAAGAGACAUGGGUACAAGCUUUCGACUCAACAGUUAACAAGCGUUGGUUAUGAUUGGUUAAUGGUUGCCUUGAAUACCAUCGACCAAUCAUAACUAACGCUUGUCCACCCAAAUGAUCCCAAAAAUCGUUGCGCGUAAAGUUUGUAGCCAUUCCUCUUACUGUGUGUGAAGUGGGGAACUCAUCAGGUUUUGAUCAGUUAUCACCUUUGAUCUGCAAAGAGGAAAAAAAAAGCGGCGAGAGAGCUUUAGAUUCGAGGGCGACUACGAGUACGAGAUUUUCUCGAUACUUAGUACUGCUCUCAUGUCAGAGAGGGCUUCACCUCUUUCAGUAUAAAUAACCAUAUUGACUUUUUCGAUGAAAAAAAAAAGUUAAAUGAAGCUUUCUGGGGUGUCUUUUUUUAAGAACACGUACAAAACCUUUAGGUUAAAUCUCGUACUCGCUUUCGUCCUCAAAUCUAAAGAAUGCGAGGUCGUGGGCUCGAUCCACGGGAGCGGGCCCAUUUAUGACUAGGGAAGAAGCUUCCACCUUUACCCACGUAAGAUUUGACCUUCUAACGUGCUUUCCGUACGAUGUUAUUUCGUAGAGUUGAUGAGGCUAAAAACAUGGAGUUGGAAGCGAGCAACAAGUGGCAGCAAGAAAGACGUCAAGUGGCUCACUUGGAGAAACAGCUGAGUAGAGUGCAGUCAGGACAGGGCGUGGUUAAGGGGAAAGGGAAGGGGUACGGAACAGGAGGUACAGUACAAGACCGACAAGCAAAGGUGGAAGACUUGGAAGAGCUGUCAACCAGGUAAACAGAAGUGAAACCUUUAAUAACUUCUAUGCAAGACUUGUAAGUCUGUUUUUUGAUCACGCGAGCUUUUUAAAGCAAGAAUUAGGUGCAGUGAAGUGGCACCAACACAAGAGAAAAACUCGACACUAUCGGCACUUUUUUCAUUUUUAUCAUAAUCGUCCGUCUCUGUGCGCUAGAGAAUAUGCCAUUUCUAAAUUCUGUUCUGUUUUGUCAAAAGUUAUCUUGGUUUUAAGCAGUGUCUCCUUCAGUGCGGAAUAGUUCGUCGUUUUCACCGAAAUAUCUUUAUCAAAGACUACGUAGCGAGCGAAAGUUGGAGCGUGAGCACAAAAAAAAAGGAAGAAGAGGGGGGAACAUAACCAUAACUUUUUCUCCCCUCCCACUUUAUCCCUCUUUAUUUGUUCUCGUCCUAACUUUCUCAACGAACCCGCUCGGAAACGCUUACUACUCAGGCUAUUGUUAUCAGAGACUUUUACACAAAAAAUAAAAGUAUCCUAUCCGUAUGUGUGUAUUCUGCCCACAGGCAGGUCCUUCCUUAUAGUUCUCGAUCUAAGGCGCGCCUCUUGACCGCUACUCAAGGGCUGCCAUCCUUUACUCUAUCCAGCUUUCCCACUUGAGGUCUUCCAGGUGGUCUCUUUCCUAUUAUUCUUCCCUCAAUUACUAAUGGGACAAGAUCGCCAUGCCGUGGGGUAUGACCAAGUCAGACUCUCUGUCUUCUGUUGAUAACAGAUAUGUUGACCCUCUCCUCACCGACACGCCUCAAUAGACGAAUCCUUGUUUACAUUUUUGUCUCAUUAGCAUAGGCUUAUCAUUAUCGGAUGAAGCUAAUAAAAUGAAAUUUCUGAAUAUUGAAAGAGCAUAACAAUUUCAGUUAUCUCGGAAAAUUUGAGCCCGAUAUACCAAAUAUUUUGGAGAAAUUUUCUUUGAAAAAACCAAAAUUCUCAAAGAAUGUAUGAGCUCAUUAACGUUUUGCCACCCAGUAGUUUUUGCAGUUUUUAAUGGCUGCUAUUUUUUUGUUGCUGAUUGCAAAGAGCUGAAACUUGCACAAACUCCAUAAAUUAACCAGCUUUUUUAAUUUUUGAACCUAAUUGGUAUACAGUAUACGAGUACCUCUUCUAUGGGUUAACUCGUAUGCUAAUAAGCAAAGAUGUCACGAUGAAUCCGCCUAUACUUCUUCGUUACAGACUUUGUCAGACCAAGUAAUAUUUAAGACCUUUCCCCAAAGCCACAUCUCACAGCUCUUCAGCCUUCGCUCAUCAAAUUUAAAAUGCAAUCUCAGAGACUAACCUCUUUUCAUUUUCUUCACUAAUAAAUAAUUCUUCAUGAAUAAAUAAUACGUUUUCUAAUAUCUUCACCAGACUCGCCAUUCAAACAGACGAAAACGACGCACUAAAGGAAGCUCUCAACUCCACUUUGAAAGCGAAGGAAGAGGACUUGAAAUUUUACCAGGAGAUGAUGGAUCAAACAAAAAAGAUUUUUCUUCAAGGCCUCAGACAGUUUAGACAGAACUCAGCACCCAGCUAGGUGGCGAAUAAUUUUGUAUAGUGCGCCACAUAAUCAAUAUUUAUUUUUUAUAAUAAACCGUUAUUAUUUGAAC
This is a messenger RNA of Porites lobata, 17099 nucleotides long. Lineage: Eukaryota; Metazoa; Cnidaria; Anthozoa; Scleractinia; Poritidae. The record is from the annotation of a GenBank genome assembly.